AUGAGUACAGGAGAUUUCUUAUCAAAGGGUAUCGAAUUGGUUCAAAAAGCCAUAGAUUUUGAUACAGCAACUCAAUAUGAAGAAGCAUAUACCGCAUAUUAUAAUGGAUUAGAUUAUUUAAUGCUUGCAUUGAAAUAUGAGAAAAAUCCCAAAUCAAAAGAAUUAAUCAGGGCUAAAUUUACUGAAUAUUUAAAUCGUGCUGAACAAUUGAAGAAACAUCUUGAAGAUGAACAGAAACAAGAAGACGACUCUUCCUCCUCUCCGUCAACAAGUGGCAAUAAUAAUACAGCAAAGAAUAAGAGCGCUAAGGGUUCUGACGGUUCUGCAAAGAAGUUAUCGAAUGAUGAAGAUUCAGAAGAUAGUAAGAAAUUAAGAGGUGCCCUUUCAAGUGCAAUCUUAUCUGAGAAACCAAAUGUUAAAUGGGAAGAUGUGGCAGGUUUAGAGGGUGCUAAAGAAGCUUUAAAGGAAGCUGUCAUUUUACCUGUCAAAUUCCCUCAUUUAUUCACGGGAAAUCGUAAACCCACAUCAGGAAUAUUAUUAUAUGGACCUCCUGGUACGGGGAAAUCAUAUUUAGCAAAAGCUGUUGCUACUGAGGCAAAUUCUACCUUUUUCAGUGUAAGUUCCAGUGAUUUAGUCUCUAAAUGGAUGGGUGAAUCUGAAAAGUUAGUGAAACAGUUAUUCCAAAUGGCCCGUGAAAAUAGUCCUUCAAUCAUUUUCAUUGAUGAAGUAGACGCUUUAACAGGUCAAAGAGGUGAAGGUGAAAGUGAAGCUAGUAGAAGAAUUAAAACCGAAUUAUUAGUACAAAUGAACGGUGUCGGGAACGAUUCUCAUGGUGUUCUUGUGCUUGGUGCCACUAAUAUCCCUUGGCAAUUAGAUAGUGCUAUAAGAAGAAGAUUUGAAAGAAGAAUAUAUAUACCAUUACCUGAUGUUGCAGCAAGAACUAAGAUGUUUGAAAUUAAUGUAGGCGAUACCCCAUGUGCUUUGACUAAAGAGGAUUAUAGAACUUUAGGUCAAAUGACUGAUGGUUAUUCCGGAAGUGAUAUUGCAGUCGCUGUGAAAGAUGCUUUAAUGCAACCAAUUAGGAAAAUUCAAGGUGCAACACAUUUUAAGAACAUAUCUACUGAAGAAGAUACAAAGCUAUUGACACCAUGUUCUCCCGGUGAUGAAGGUGCCAUUGAAAUGAGUUGGACAGAUAUUGAAGCUAAGGAAUUGAAAGAACCUGAGUUAACUAUCAAGGAUUUCUUGAAAGCUAUUAAGAUAACGAGGCCAACGGUCAAUGAAGAAGACUUGUUGAAGCAAGAGAAAUUUACUAAAGAUUUCGGUCAAGAAGGUAAUUAA
Molecule: messenger RNA, 1338 nt
Organism: Naumovozyma dairenensis CBS 421
Lineage: Eukaryota; Fungi; Ascomycota; Saccharomycetes; Saccharomycetales; Saccharomycetaceae
Gene: VPS4
Product: AAA family ATPase VPS4
Exons: 1
Coding region: 1-1338 (445 amino acids)
Biological process (GO): endosomal transport; vacuole organization
Molecular function (GO): ATP binding; ATP hydrolysis activity
Source: RefSeq, a predicted model, not a curated record